CAUUAAGUUUUUGUUUGAAAAUUGUACGCAUAUUUUUUCUAACAAAAUUUUUCCUCAAUGCCAUCAAAAAAAUCUAAAAUUAAAAAAGAAAAUGUUACUACACAAAAGCUGUGUAAAUUCUUAACAUGGGAGGAAGUGGAGGCUCUCAAGCAUAAGUAUGCAAAUCAUAUAGAAAAUUUAAAACUCUGUAUAAAUUACGUAAAAGAAUCCUCUGCCUUAGUCGAGCAAAUUAAUGUCCAACAAUUGAUCUCCAAAAAAUGGCAAGAUUAUGUGACUUGUUGUCCUUUGCCCAAAGCCUAUGUACCUCCUGAUAUACGUUCAUGUAUGGAAAAAUUAAAAUAUUUUGAAAAUGUCUCGCAGGAAAAAACUAUAGAUGGGCUAUUGUCUGUUGAUGAACGUUGUAUUUUGACACAAAAUCUCUUACAUAUAAAUUUAACACAUUCUGUCUUAAAAGAAAAAAAUCAAAUGAAUUUUGCAAGGGAAUACAAUAGUAAUAUAGAAAUUUGUCUACAAAUAUUGAAAAACAUUGAUAAUUUUUUGGAUAAUCAAACUGAAGUAGCAAAAUGUGGUAUGAAAAAAUUAGAAGAUAUAAGAGAGUUAAAAAGUAAUUUACAACAAGAAAUUGCUGAGUUUUUAAAUCGUUUUACCUAUCGGAUACUAUGCUCAGAAGAAGCCUAUAUGAGCUCUAUAGACCCUAUUACAUCAGAAUAUAUUUAUAAAGCUGAUAACUUCCAAAUGCAUAUUUGGUCAUUGAAGAAUGUGCCUAUAAGAUUUAAACAGCUAGAAGAACCUCGUUUAGUAGCCAAAUUACAUGGAGUAAAACUAACACUUCAUAUACCUACAUUCAUAAUGCAAGAAAAUUUCACCAUACGGGCAUUACAUUUAAAUUUUGAUGUAAUAAGUGAAAAUGUUAAUAGUUUAUAUACUGAUAAUGCCGUUAUUGAGGAUUUAAGUGAUUGUAUAGCUACUGAAUGGCUUAUGCAAUUAGAGAUUCAAAAUCGAGUCCGAAAUGAUUUAUUAGAAAAGCGCCGACAUUAUGAAGAAAAACUAAGGCUUUUUGAAGAACAAGAAGAGAAAAAGAAUAAAACUAAAAAUAAAGAUCCUGCGAAAAAAGAAGGUUCUAAAAGUAAAAAAACAAAGUUAAUAAAACCUUCUUAUGAACCUCAAAGUAUAGAAGAGGAUAUGUUUCCUGAUAUAAGAGAAGAAUUUUUACUAGAAGAACAAAACCACUACGAAGAUUUUAUUAAUAGCUUAUACAAUCCCAAGUCCUUAGGUUUAAAUACUAAUGAGAUUAAUUUAAGAAAAUAUUUUAUUUUGGGUGGUAUAUAUCAACUUUAUCGAGUAUAUAAACCUAAGCAUAAUGAUUUCAAUAGUUUCAAUAUGACUUGGCAUUAUAAUGAUUCAAAACUAAAAAUUGAUGAAAAUGUUUAUAUAUCUUUAAACUCAAAACCAUACCAAAGAUCUUCCAAAGUUUUUAAAAGUUCAGCAGGAAGAAAUCUCUCUUUGAAAAUAGAGGAAUUUAAUGACUCUGAUCCACAAUGUCCUUGGUUUAUUUUAAGCAUACAAUUGCCGGAACAGCUUUGUUAUUGGGGCGAACCUAUAGUCUGUCAAUAUGAAACCAUCACAAGAACCAAACUCAGUGCUUACAUACCAAAAGUAAAAAAUAAUUCUUCUAUCAUACAAAGGCCAACAAAUCAGACUUUGGAUUUGGAUGGUAGUGCCAUAGACAAAUAUUUACCCUUUUUUACACCCCAAAAAGAAGGCUUAACCAAUUCUAUAUUGAAAUUAAGACAACUUUCACAGGAAAGCUUUUUUAGAACAUCGCUUUCAAAUGUGCGCUUAACUGGUAUAGAUAGCUGUAGUCAAAAUUAUGCUCGUGAUGAGAACGGCAUUUUAAAUAUUGAAGAUUUUCCCAUUAACACUCUUCUUAGUAAAGCUCAAAUAAGGCAUAUACAACGACACGUAAUACCAAGAAUUAUAUCAUCAUUUAAAUUUCCCAAAGAAAUACAAGAAGAUGAAUUGAAAGCCAUUCAGCAGAAAUUUAAAUCAAAAUCAGGACUUUUAAAGCGAAAACAUACUGACUCAAACACCGAAACUAGCAAAGAAAAUAAUCAUACAUUUAUAUAUGGCAAAAUGCAAAACAACCCCGAGAGAAUAAUUGCUCACUAUCCACCAGUAGAACCCAUACGCAUACUACAACAUGAUAUUAAUGCAGAAAAAGAAAUUGCUGAUAUGCUUAAAAAACCUAUAUCCUUUGCCCACUUGGUGAAACUAAUUAAUUUUAUUAAAUGGCAGUAUAAAAUUAGAGUUCGUAAAAUUAUAGAUCUUAAACCUUUCAAAUCUAAGUUUUCCAUCGUCAACAAACGUCAUAAAGAUAUGAGAAAUCGAAAAUUAAAAAACAUAGUUUCUGUGACAUCAUUACAUUCUGCUCAUGCAACUAAUUUACAAAAGAAAACGAUCAUUUCUAAACACAAUUUAGUUCAACCUUCCAAAACUAAUAUUACAAAAAGUACUUUAUAUGAUUUAAGUUCGGAAAUGGAUAUAACUGAAUGCGAACAACAAAUAAUAAAUAACGAAAAAGAUCUCGAAACUUAUACACAUUGGACCACUGAGCAUAUACUGAAAUCGGAAUAUAAUAAAGAGAAACGUACAGUUGUUAUACAAACUAAUAGAUUGGGAAACUUUGGUUUUGCAUUUAAACGCUAUGAACAUUUUCCCUUCAAAUUUUGGAAAUUAGAACCCAAUCCAAAUGAUCCAGAAAAUGAAAUAAUUUUUUCUUUGGACACACAAUAUGUUCGAUGUAUUUUGAAUAUUAGCGAUAAAGGAAUUAAGGGUCAUGUUACCGAACCCACAAUAAAAUAUAUAAGAAAUCCUAAAACAUAUUUAGACAUAGAAGAACCUAUAGCGGAUUUCAAACAGUUGAAGAAAAUGUUUCAAGAAAAACAUCUCAAUAUAUUUGCCAACAAAGAUGCCAGUUUUUAUAUAGAAAAUGGUUACUUUUCCGAAAAACAUGUAUCAGCAGAAUUACACUGUUACAAUUGUAUGGUUGUUAAUAGCAGUCAAAUAAAAUUUUCUCAUUCCACUUGGAAUCGUUUGGCUCGAAGGCGUGAUAUUAUAUUAAAAUUUUUACAAUAUCAAGAUACUGAUGACAAUACCGUAGAAGUACGCAUUACCCCGGAAGAGGCAUAUUUUGUGCAAGUUUCUGAAUUAUGUUCCGAUAAUGCAGAUGUUAUAGAAUUGAAUUAUAAUUUAACGUGGCGGAAUAUUAAUCAGGAUAAUAGUGAUUUACAUCAUUUGAUAAAUUCCAUGUAUCCAGCUGCCAAUGAACUGAGAUGUAAAAAUGUCAAAUUAAUAAAUUUUCUUAGAAACUUACUUAACAAUAUAAGACCUUUAAGUUUUUCCUAAAUAAUAAAAUUUUGACCAUGUAACUGUGUUUAUCUACAUUCUUUUUCCCUAUGACUAAGUAAAAUUUUCCAUUAAAUCUAUAUAAUACUAGUUUGUCG
Molecule: messenger RNA, 3503 nt
Organism: Lucilia cuprina (Australian sheep blowfly)
Lineage: Eukaryota; Metazoa; Arthropoda; Insecta; Diptera; Calliphoridae
Exons: 9
Coding region: 58-3405 (1115 amino acids)
Molecular function (GO): microtubule binding; beta-tubulin binding
Source: RefSeq, a predicted model, not a curated record